AUGAGUUCGAACUUGUCCGGUGUGGCCUUCAUCACAGGUGCCGGUGGUUCAAUCGGACGGGCGGUAGCACUGGGAUUUGCUCGACACGGGGUGACAAGGAUUGCUGGGUUGGACGUCAGCAGCAAAGGACUCGAGGAGACUGCUGCUGCUCUCGAGGCGGCCUAUCCUGCUGCCAAAAUCCUUCCCAUCACUGCAGAUUUGACUUCCGAGGAAGCCGUCGCGCAAGCUGUUGCGAAGGUAGUUGCAGAGUACGGUGCGAUUCACUACGCCGCCAACAAUGCUGGUAUCGGUCGACCGUAUGGUGGGACCCACGAGACCGACCUGAAAGACUAUGACCAGGUGAUGGCCGUGAAUGUCAGGGGCGUGUUUCUCUGUGAAAAGUAUGAGCUGGAGCAAAUGCUCAAGCAGGAGCCUCGACCGGUUAACCCGUCUGUGCCUUCUGCGCUGGAGCGUGGGUCGAUCGUCAAUACGGCGUCUACACUGGCUCUAAGAGCGAUGCCAAACUUGAGCGUCUACAAUACCUCCAAGCACGCGGUCAUAGGACUGACACGGACCGAUGCUAUCGACUAUGCACGAAGAGGUGUCCGUGUCAAUGCCGUCUGCCCGGGGUUUGUCGAUACACCCCUGCUGCUGGAAUCGACCAAGAAGGCAUUGGCAGGCACGAUUGAGAGGAUACCUCAAGGGCGACUGGCGGCGCCUGAGGAAAUUGCGGACACAGUCUGCUUUUUAGCAAGCGGUGCAGCAUCACAUAUCAACGGUGUGGCAUUACCAGUCGACGGCGGGUUCACCGCAACUUGA
Messenger RNA from Exophiala xenobiotica, 798 nucleotides. RefSeq lists its product as uncharacterized. The record is from RefSeq and is a predicted model, not a curated record. The coding region runs from base 1 to 798 and encodes 265 amino acids. NCBI's taxonomy places the organism in Eukaryota, Fungi, Ascomycota, Eurotiomycetes, Chaetothyriales, Herpotrichiellaceae. The transcript has 2 exons.